This is a messenger RNA of Symsagittifera roscoffensis, 2093 nucleotides long. Its product is annotated as GTPase KRas-like. The coding region runs from base 1180 to 1899 and encodes 239 amino acids. Lineage: Eukaryota; Metazoa; Xenacoelomorpha; Acoela; Convolutidae. Gene Ontology annotation, biological process: signal transduction. The record is from RefSeq and is a predicted model, not a curated record. Gene Ontology annotation, molecular function: GDP binding; GTP binding; GTPase activity. The transcript is spliced from 3 exons. Gene Ontology annotation, cellular component: plasma membrane.
UGAUUUUUUUUUGCGUUAGCCGUUUUUCUGUUACUCUCAAAAUAUUAAUUAUUUCUGUUCACGUCUUUUAUAACGCGGCCAUCUCAUUCCAAAGCAUUUACUAAGCAAAAAACAGCAGUAACUGACUGAAAAUGACGCACAACUUCCACCGUUUUUUUGUUGACUCGAUAAAAUGUCGCUUAUUGUCAGGCUGAAAUAGUAAUUAGAGUAUCAAGUUGUACCAGUUUUUCCUGUCUUCACUUAUCAUUAGGUUAAAGCGCUUACAUAAAUCCGAUAAUCGUUUUUAAUGCAUUUCCCAGCAAAUUGCGUAUUUGGUGGGGAAAAAACGUCUCAAUUUUGCUGCAAAACAAACUCAAUUGUUCGCACAAAAAAGUUAAGAUAAAAUUACCUUAAAAUAAAGUAGAACUACCUAAUAUCUGAACAGAUCGACAAACAACAGAAGGAAAAAGGACAAAAGUCAACGCUGGAAAAAAACUUCAAACGAUUUUUUCUUGAAUUUCUCUAUUCUGAAUUUUUAGACACAUCAUAAAUAUUGUGCCAUUCAAGCACAACUUUUGCUCUAAGUCUGAGAAGAUUAAUAAUUGAUCCUCUCAAUAAUUGGUCCUUUUAAUAAUUGAGCUUCUUUACAUCUUUCAAAAAGAGUCAUUGCAAAAAAUUUCCUUCAUGUUCAAAACGCAAAAGACCAUUUCGACGUCUUGCCGCUAUAUUUACUUUUCCAUUAGGUGAAUCAAGCGCGGAUAAAGACAGCUCGCUUCUAUUUCACUGCUUAAAAUUAAUAUCGGUCAUUAAAUUACGUCCUCCCAAUUCAGGUCAGAAGAGAAGAUGACCUAGGAAAUUUGAGGAAUUAUCCUAUCAUAUCUCGUCAAAAAGAAACCCCUUUAACCAUCAUCACUAUCAUUACUGUACUUUCCCGUUCCUGCCAAAAUUCAUAUACCUAUUCCAGAUUCCAUUCGAUUAUUUGAAUAUAUUACAUUUCUUUUUAAUAUAAAAAUAAAGGUUUUAAGUCUCACCUACCACCACCAGCAGAAUUUAAUAUAAUUUUUAAAUAGACAUUGUCUUACCGAUGAAGAAUUUCAUCUAGGUGGAAAUUCUAGAUUUUCGACGCAGUUAUUCAUUGCAUAACAUCACUAUUAUAUCAUCAUUGUUGCAUCAUCGUUAUUGCAUCAUCGUUAUUGCAUCAUGUCGUCGUCAUUAUGUGUGCCAUCGGUGGGGGGUCUUUGCAUAUCAACCGAUCUGUCCAGGAUGGGCUCCUACACCGUGGCGUUGCUUGGGGACGAGAGAGUGGGCAAGACGAGCAUCAUGCGUCGCAUGUCGGGUGCCAGGUGUCCAGAGGAGUACGUGCCCACAGUCGACGAGAACAUCACCCAAAAUUUCACCCUGGGAGAUACGGAGGUGGAGGUUACAUUCAUGGACACUUCCGGCAGUAGUGACUUCCCGGCCAUGCGUCAGUUGGCCAUAGAGAAGGCACAGGUGGUGCUGAUUGUGUUCUCGGUGGACGACAGACACUCGUACGAGCGAGUCAAACAGUACAGAGACGAAGUACUCGCCAUCAAAAACGACGACCAGACCCCCAUAGUGGUCAUAGCUAAUAAAAUGGACCUGCCGAGCCACACAGUGGACGCCAAAGCUGCCGACUUCUACACAUGCUUCGAGUCCAACUACGGCUUCGUCGCCAUGUCUGCCAAAUCCGACCGCUCCGUCCGCAAACUGUUCAACGAAAUCCUCAAGAAAGUCCAAAUCCCCGGACUUCCCAAUCUGGAAAAAGUUGAGAACAAUAUGAAUGCGACAGGGGGGAAGAAGCCAGUGGCCAAGACGUCAUCUCUCCCCAUUGUUCGAGGCGGAAGCUUCAAAAGAAGCCACAAGAAAGUGGAGCGAAAAGUCAGCUGUCAUCUACAGUGAGAAGAACUAACUUUUUAUAAUUAGAAACAACAAACAACCCUCUUUAUGUCAAAUCAACCCUAAAUAACUGUUCAUUAAUUUAAAACCUUCACUUUGACCAAAUGUUGCGAAUGUUGUUGUUAGAAACCGCGACAACCCGAAACAAAAAACAACUCGUAACAAAAAACAACUCAAAAUUGGCAAAAAUUAAGGAA